AUGGAAAAGUUAAAGAAUAUCGGUUGCAUAGCAAAGAUGAAAAAAACAGGAAAAAAACGGUUGGAUUGGUGGCAUCGAAAUCGCGUUGGUACAAGGGCGAAUAUGCUAAAGAAAAUGUACAACGUCAAUGUUCCAGUAGUAACGAUAGAGGAUGGAGAACAAGAAGAGCAACAGAAUUUCUACUCAUGUCUACAUGCCACAUCUGAUAACUGGAGAAACAUGUACAGAAAUCUCCUGAUUCCAGCUGAACUUCAAUGUUUAAAUCCAGGCUGUCUUGUUAGCGACCUCAUUAUUGAAGCUUUUCUUCAAUACCUCAAAUUUGAAUAUGCUGAUGAAAAUGUGAAACAAUCCACCAUUGCAUUGUCAAGCUAUUUCUGUACCAAGCUCAGGUCAUCUACCCAUAAAACCAUCACAACAGCAAAUGGAGCUGAAAAAAAGGUUCCCAGAAAUGACAG
This is a messenger RNA of Xenia sp. Carnegie-2017, 455 nucleotides long. RefSeq lists its product as uncharacterized. NCBI's taxonomy places the organism in Eukaryota, Metazoa, Cnidaria, Anthozoa, Malacalcyonacea, Xeniidae. The annotation marks the transcript as partial. The transcript has 2 exons. The record is from RefSeq and is a predicted model, not a curated record.